Arachis ipaensis is the source of this 2568-nucleotide messenger RNA. RefSeq names its product cold-responsive protein kinase 1. The record is from RefSeq and is a predicted model, not a curated record. Lineage: Eukaryota; Viridiplantae; Streptophyta; Magnoliopsida; Fabales; Fabaceae. Gene Ontology annotation, biological process: protein phosphorylation. Gene Ontology annotation, molecular function: ATP binding; protein binding; protein kinase activity.
CCUUUCUUCACUCUCAAUGGAAAAAGAUUAUUCAAAAAUAAUUAAAUAAAUAAAUAACACUAACAAAAUCUUAGACAAAGUCGGUAAUCAAAUGACUAACAAAGUCAUGCUUUUUCACCAUUGACUAUGGCAACAUGUUUCAACUUUCAUCAACCAAAACAACCCAAACAACAAUACCAAUACCAAAACCAAGAUCAAUGUUCGAGCCUUUAGCACAAAACUCAAAUGGGUUAGUUUAGUUUCAGAAAACUCUCACAUAACAAGUCCAAGCUCAUAAAAUGAACUCCUUUCAUUUCCUCCUGCUACUUUCAUUUUUUCAAUUUCUUGCACUUCUUAUUAGUCCAAAAUUAGUUCAUGGAAAUGCAGAGCUAAGAGCUCUCAUGGACCUGAAAUCCUCUCUAGACCCAGAAGGCAAGGUUCUUGGUUCAUGGAGAAGUGAUGGUGAUCCAUGCACUGAUUCCUUCUUAGGUGUUGCUUGCAACCAGCACCGAAAAGUGGCCAACAUAUCGUUGGCCGGAAGGGGUCUUUCUGGCAUGGUUUCUCCUUCGGUGGCUGAACUUAAGUGCUUGUCUGGUUUAUAUCUUCAUUACAACAUCAUUUUCGGCGAGAUACCAAUAGAGAUUUCGAAUCUCACUGAAUUGGUUGAUCUCUAUCUCAAUGUAAAUAACCUAUCUGGUAGCAUUCCAAAGGAGAUUGGAAAAAUGACUAGCCUACAAGUGCUUCAGUUAGGCUUUAACCAGCUAGUUGGGAGCAUACCGAAGGAGAUCGGUUCAUUGAAGCAGCUUAAUGUUCUGGCUUUGCAACAUAACAGAUUAACUGGUAUGAUUCCUCCAAGCUUGGGGAACCUAGAAAUGCUAAGGAGGCUAAAUUUGAGCUUCAACAACCUCAAUGGUGUAAUUCCUGCAACAUUAGCUGAUAUUGCACACUUGGAAGUUCUAGAUGUUCAAAACAAUUCUCUAUCAGGAGUUGUCCCUUCUGCAUUGAGGAAACUUGAUAAAGGAUUUCAAUAUGCAAACAAUCAAGGUCUGUGCGCCAUGGGGUUUCGGUUUCCGACCUUGAGAGCUUGCAACAAAGAUAGUAUAUAUGAUAGCCAGAUUAGUGUCCCAAAUAUACCAAUAAACAGUUCUUAUCCAAAAGCUUUCCCUGACUCUGCCACUAUCAAGUUUCAUUGUAACCAGACUCAAUGCUCAAAAUCAAGAAGAUUUCCUCAAGCUGUCAUUGCAGCAAGUGUUAUAACCGCCACAAUCACACUAAUAGGUUCUGGGUUUGUCACAUUUGUCAGAUAUCGCCGGAGAAAGCAGAGGAUCCUGCAUACGUCGGAUUCUUCUGUAAGCCAACUUAGCCCUGUCCAACCUAUGGUCUACACAAGAAGUCCAUCUCCACUUGUUAAUCUUGAGUAUUACAACAAUGGAUUGGAUCCACUUGCUGAUGGUAAAAAUUGCAGUGGAUUAUCCCAUGAAUAUCUAAACAAGUUUAGGUUCAAUGUGGACGAGAUUGAAUCAGCAACACAAUAUCUUUCAGAGGCCAAUUUAUUGGGUAAGAGCAAAUUCUCUGCCGUCUACAAAGGAGUUCUCAGAGAUGGUUCUCCUGUGGCCAUCAGAAGUAUUAAUGUGACAUGCUGCAUACCUGAGGAAGUUGAAUUCUUGAAGGGAUUGAGCCUGCUAACCUCACUGAGACAUGAAAACAUUGUAAAGAUGAGAGGUUUUUGUUGCUCAAGUAGUAGAGGUGAAUGUUACCUUGUCUACGAUUUUGUAACCGGUGGCAUUCUCUCUAUAUAUCUUGAUAUGGAAGAUGGAAGUGAAAAUGUACUUGAGUGGUCUAAGAGGGUUUCCAUCAUCAAGGGCAUUGCAAAAGGUCUUGGAUAUCUGCACAGCAAUGAAGCAAGCAAACCUACAAUAGUUCACCAAAAUAUUUCAGUUGAAAAAGUUCUUCUUGACAAUCAGUUUAACCCAUUGAUCAUGGAUGCCGGGCUCCCCAAGCUUCUAGCAGAUGACAUUGUUUUCUCGGCACUGAAAGUUAGUGCUGCCAUGGGAUACCUAGCUCCUGAAUACAUUACCACUGGACGCUUCACCGAGAAGAGCGACGUUUAUGCAUUCGGUGUCAUUGUUCUCCAAGUUCUGUCUGGGAAGACAACAGUAGGGUGUUCAAUUAGAAUGGCAGUUGAGUCUUUCAGAUUUGAUGAUUUUGUGGACACAAAUUUAAAGGGAAAAUAUUCGAAAGCAGAAGCAGCAAUUCUUUCAAAGAUUGCAGUGAUGUGCACUCAUGAGCUUUCUGAGCAAAGGCCAAACAUGGUGGAGGUGAUUCGGGAACUAAGCAUGUAUUCUUCUUAUUCUUCAUGAUCUACAACUUUCAGUGGGUAUCCUAAGUUCUUAACACAUUUGAUUCAUCCAUGACCAUGGUUUUCUUUAGCAUAUUCACUGAAUUAUCCAUUGCUAAAUUGUUGUGAACUUCAACGGAAUCAUGCUACUUCAUUUCUGCACACAACUGAAAUUGUUGAAGGAUGUUGCUUUAUUGAAAAUCAAAUAGCUUCCAGAUAAUGAAAUAAAUUGUUAAUAAUCUCGUUGUAAG